AUGGAUAACAAUUUAGGUUGGGAUUUAGAUUUAGGUUGGAUUAAUAGCGUUUCCAUUAAUGCUUGGUGUUUAUAUGAUAGCGAAAGGGAUGCAUGGGAAGAAUGUUAUAAAUUAAAUGGUAUCUAUAAAGCAGCAUGGCUGUUAAAAGCAGUUUCUUGUUUAGAUCUCACAACAUUAUCUGGAGAUGAUACUUGGAGCAAUGUAAAUAGAUUAACAAUAAAAGCUGUAAAUCCUAUACCAUCAAAAAUAUUAAGUGCACUUGAAUUUCCACAAAAAACAUUUACCACAGCUGCUGUUUGUGUUUAUCCCUCUAGAGUUACUGAUGCAGUAUCUACACUAAAAAAAUUAUCACUUGUCGAAGAAUUUCCUGUUGCUGCUGUUAGCACUGGUUUUCCUACUGGUCAGUUUUGUUUAGACUCUAGACUUCUUCAAAUUGAAGAUUGUUUAAAAAAUGGUGCCAGUGAAAUAGAUGUGGUCAUUGAUCGUUCAUUAGUUUUAACAAACGAAUGGGAAUUACUAUACAAGGAGUUAAAGCUUAUGAAGGAAAAAUGUGGGUCUGCAAAAAUGAAAACAAUAUUGGCUGUUGGAGAAUUAGGCAAUUUUAGAAAUGUAUACAAAGCUAGUUUAGUUGCCAUGAUGGCCGGUUCAGAUUUUAUUAAAACAUCGACAGGAAAAGAAACUAUUAAUGCUACCUUUCCAUUAGGCACAGUCAUGAUGAGAGCCAUAAGAGAAUAUUAUACGAAAACAAAUUAUAAAGUUGGUUUUAAAGCUGCUGGAGGAAUUAAAACAUCCAAUGAUGCAUUAAAUUGGUUGGCAUUAGCGAAAAAAGAAUUGGGUGUAAAAUGGCUUGAUAAAUCAUUGUUUCGAAUUGGUGCUUCUGGACUUUUACAAGAUAUAGAAAAGGAGUUAUAUUGUUUAACUUUUAAUAUGGUUCCAUCACUAAAUGAAUUUACUUUGCCUUAA
Pediculus humanus corporis (human body louse) is the source of this 963-nucleotide messenger RNA. RefSeq names its product deoxyribose-phosphate aldolase, putative. The transcript has 6 exons. Gene Ontology annotation, cellular component: cytoplasm. Gene Ontology annotation, biological process: deoxyribonucleotide catabolic process; carbohydrate catabolic process. The record is from RefSeq and is a predicted model, not a curated record. Gene Ontology annotation, molecular function: deoxyribose-phosphate aldolase activity. NCBI's taxonomy places the organism in Eukaryota, Metazoa, Arthropoda, Insecta, Psocodea, Pediculidae. The coding region runs from base 1 to 963 and encodes 320 amino acids.